Molecule: messenger RNA, 896 nt
Organism: Diatraea saccharalis (sugarcane borer)
Lineage: Eukaryota; Metazoa; Arthropoda; Insecta; Lepidoptera; Crambidae
Source: the annotation of a GenBank genome assembly
AAUAGCUUCCUUUGCCUUCAAUGAAUCAGUUAAGUUUUUUUACAUUUAGUAUUGUCAUUUUGACAGUGACACAAUAACAAACAUUGGUUUUGGUUAUCAAAAGAAUAUAGUGGAACGGAGAAAAAAUUUGAUUUAACAAAUAUACAACAGCUGGUAAUGGCAGGAAGAGGCCGAGGACGUGGUGCCGGCCUAUCGCUAACUCACGACCAAUUACAAGCAUUAGGUAUCGCUCGUGGAGACAACACUCCAGUUGCGGUUGCUCCGCCACCAUUAUUCCCUAAAUUAGAAAAGAAACCGUUGCCAUUAGUUAGCGACGCGGCUACAGAUUAUAUGCUAAUCGUGAAAGACCAGUUUAUUGAGUAUUUACACGAUUCACCAGCAUACGUCAAGCCCAAAAUCCUGACUGACGGCGUGGAAAGGUACUCUGACAAAUAUAAACUUUUGGCGCUUGAUGCAAAGCAAGGUAAAACUUUAAAUUGUGUAUGGGCGAACAUACCUACAGAGCUUAGACCGCAGACAGGUCGAAUACGAACAUCACGAAAAAGAAAACUGGAUGAUCCAAACGAGAUUGCAAAGAGGUUACUGACACUUGAGAAAAAAGAGUCACAAGAAGAAUCUGAAGAAACCACAGAAAAUAAUGAAAAAGAUAACUCAAAGCCAAAGGGAGAAACAAAUGACGAUGAAGAAAUCGAAGAUGAAGAAGAACAGGAUGAAGAGAUUGAUGAUGGAACUGAUUAUGCUAACAACUAUUUUGACAAUGGUGAAGAAUAUGAUGAAGAUGAUGACAAUCUCGAUGAUGGGCCUGUUUAUUAAAUUGUAAAUUAUAAAUUUGUAAAUAAUGUAAAAUUAAUUGUUUUGUAUAAUAAUAAGUAUUAUUAGAUCAACUUUAUAUCACU